Molecule: messenger RNA, 883 nt
Organism: Cyprinus carpio (common carp)
Lineage: Eukaryota; Metazoa; Chordata; Actinopteri; Cypriniformes; Cyprinidae
Product: transcription factor SOX-14-like
Biological process (GO): anatomical structure morphogenesis; regulation of DNA-templated transcription; cell differentiation
Molecular function (GO): RNA polymerase II cis-regulatory region sequence-specific DNA binding; DNA-binding transcription factor activity, RNA polymerase II-specific
Source: RefSeq, a predicted model, not a curated record
GUUCUCACACACUUCAGUUUCAGUGGCAAAAAAAAUAAUCCUGCCUUUUAAACACCGCUGCACAUCUCACCUCACCUCAUCAGAGGAAGAACCCUCUCUUUCCACAUGAUUUCAAUAUACUUUCAGGUGUUAUAGUAACUUUUUAUUAUUAUUAUUCCGUGACGCAAAGCAGCAAAUGAACUCGAGGAACUUGGUGAAGCAGCCCAUGGAGCACAUCAAGAGACCAAUGAACGCAUUCAUGGUCUGGUCGCGAGGUCAGAGAAGGCACAUGGCACUGGAGAACCCAAAGAUGCACAACUCUGAGAUCAGCAAGAGACUCGGCUCCGAGUGGAAGCUGCUCUCUGAGUCUGAAAAAAGACCUUACAUCGACGAGGCUAAAAGACUACGCGCCCAACACACGAGAGAGCAUCCACACUACAAAUACCGACCGAGACGCAAACCUAAAGGACUGCUGAGGAAGGACACGCUGUUGUCUUUACUGCAUCACGGCGAGCGAGAAUUUCAAGCUAUCUCAAAUUUGGACAAACCACAACCUCUUCAUUCAGCUGCGACCAUGCAACAUCCUAUUAUGGAGCAAAGCCUGUCAACUGCUUUUCAACCUGAAAAACCUGCUUUAACCCUGGGCUCAUUGGCUUUUUCUCCAGCUUUUAGCUAUCAGAGACACAGGUCCUCCGGGAGUCUGGGAUGCUCUGGUCAGUACGCGCACACUCACCUGUCACCUGCAGACCCCGGAUACCUGCUGCCCUGUAACUGUGCACCCUGGCCUUCUUCCAGUCUCACACCUCCAGUUGCCUAUAUAGUGUUUUCAGGUAUGAGCAAGACUGUAAACACCUCUACAGCGCUGUGACUCAGUCAUUAAAAUCUCAUUAGAAUCGUUUUUUUU